AUGAACAGAAGAAGCAACCAUGAUCAAACUGGCACCGGGGGAGGCUGCACGGCCGGCGGCGGGUGGGCAGCGCGAAAGAGGCUGUCCAGGCUGGUGCGGCGCGAUCGGACAUUCGCGGAGAGGCUGGGCGGCAGCGGUAACAAUGUUGACGUCCGUACCAUAUAUUAUAACGAAAUCAAUGCAUCAUAUAAAAGGACUAAAGUGGGAGAGGCAGUCAGGGGUGGGCAUAUAUCACCUUUGUUGAUUGGCAGAGAUAGUGUAGCGCUGUCACACCUUCAGUUUGCUGAUGAUACGAUUCUAUUCUGCCCACCGGAGGAGGACACUAUCAAGAAUUACAAGCGGCUAUUGAGAUGCUUUGAGUUGAUGUCAGGCCUCAGCAUCAAUUUUGAAAAGUCGAGCUUGAUUCCGAUAAACUGUGAAGAACAGUGGAUCAGGAAUAUGUGCCAGUUGUUGGGGUGUAAAGGUGAGACCCUUCCAGUUAAAUACCUAGGUAUUCCCUUAGGUGCAAAUCCGAGGUUAGUGAAGACCUGGAAGCCUAUAUUAGACAGAGUAGAGGAGAAGCUCAGUCUAUGGAAAGCUAAACUUCUGAAUAAGGCUGGGAAGUUGGUUCUGAUAAAAUCAGUCUUGAAUAGUCUGCCUGUGUAUUAUUUGAGUUUGUUCAAGCUGCCGAAAGCUGUUGCUGAGAAAUUGAUCUCACUACAAAGAAGGUUCUUGUGGAGUAAGGAGGAUGGUAGUAAUGGAAUGGCAUUAGUCAAAUGGGAAGUGGUGCAGACCCCGAAAAAACUAGGAGGGUUGGGAGUUGGGGAUGCUAUGGUUCGGAACACAGCUAUGUUAUUUAAGUGGUGGUGGCGGUUUGCUAAGGAGGAUUGCCCGCUGUGGAAGAAGGUGGUUUGUUCCUGCUAUAAUCUGAAUCCUCAAGAGAUGCUGUCAACUCAAGUGUUACCUACUAGAGGGGGACUGUGGAAGGAUAUCUGCCAGCUACAUAUAACGAAUGAUCAGAUAAGGGAUAAGAUGGUUACGGGUUUGUCUAUGGAGGUUGGGGAUGGGCGCCGUACACGUUUUUGGGAAGAUAUUUGGUUGCUUUGUGGGCCUCUAAAAGAACGAUUCCCCAGGUUAUUCUCUGUUUCAAACCAAUGUGGAUCUGUUAUAGGGGACUGUGGGUUUUGGGACGGAGAGGAUAGGGUAGUAUGGAAAUAUGACAGACAAGGAGUUUAUACAACUAACUCAUUUGUUAAGGUUUUGCAGGAGGCGAUACUACCGGAGGAGGUGUGGAGUGCUUGGUUAGCGAUGUUUGGACAACAAUGGUCUAUUUCAGGGUCAAUGCGAGAACAUUUUCUGAGCUGGACAGAGGGACCAAGGAGGAGGGAGGAUAAAGAACAACGACUGAGAUGCUUUUGUGCGAUUGUUUGGAACAUCUGGCUGGAGAGAAAUAGAAGGAUAUUUCAGAACAGGAACAAAGGUGUUGAAGAUAUCACUCACAUGACUGUGUUGAGCCAUAACGAGUGGAGUGGUGUAGACCCCUUUUGUUGUUGA
Messenger RNA from Arachis ipaensis, 1533 nucleotides. Lineage: Eukaryota; Viridiplantae; Streptophyta; Magnoliopsida; Fabales; Fabaceae. The record is from RefSeq and is a predicted model, not a curated record.